Messenger RNA from Candidozyma haemuli, 351 nucleotides. Its product is annotated as U2 snRNP complex subunit. The record is from RefSeq and is a predicted model, not a curated record. The transcript has a single exon. The coding region runs from base 1 to 351 and encodes 116 amino acids. Gene Ontology annotation, biological process: mRNA splicing, via spliceosome. Lineage: Eukaryota; Fungi; Ascomycota; Pichiomycetes; Serinales; Metschnikowiaceae. Gene Ontology annotation, cellular component: U2 snRNP; catalytic step 2 spliceosome; precatalytic spliceosome.
AUGUCCCGCCACCAGUUUGAUCUCGUGCAAUGCAUGAAGCAACCAGGGACGCAUAUUGGUCUUCUAUGUCUACUGUGUGAUGGAAGAUGCCCUAUCUGCGACUCGAUGGUGAAGCCCCAAGCCAAGGUUAGAAUCUGCGAUGGAUGUCAUUCGGGCCACUUGAGUAAGAGAUGUAUUCUUUGCAGUUCACAUCUAGGUGAAGACGCCGAGUCAGGAACGCCUGCUUACUACUGCUACGAAUGUGUUGUUCAGGAAAAGCACAGGGAAGGAUGCCCUAGGAUCACCAAUGUAGGUAGUUCCAAGGCAGACAUGGUAUUUAACAAGCGUAAGGGCCAAGGGCUCAUUACAUGA